This is a messenger RNA of Angiostrongylus costaricensis, 750 nucleotides long. The record is from the annotation of a GenBank genome assembly. Lineage: Eukaryota; Metazoa; Nematoda; Chromadorea; Rhabditida; Metastrongylidae.
AUGCCAUUUUUGGGUAAACUGUUCCAUAAAAAGCGCAAGCGUAAGCAUAGCACCUCUUCAGCUGAAGAAGCCAUCAAUAAUCUACGUGAUAUCGAGGCGUUGCUGUUGAAGAAACAGGAGCAUUACGAAGAAAAAAUAGCAGCGACAUCUCAGAACAAACCAAACGAAAAUACCGUGGUGAAAUUCCUAGCCAGAAUGCCUAUUUCCAUUUCGGAAUCUGUCGAAUCUGAAUAUUUUUUCUAUUUUUUUCAGGAAGUUGCGAAUGCGAAAAAACACGGAACAAAAAACAAAAAAUUAGCUUUGGCCGCACUGAAACGAAAAAAGCAUCAUGAGAGAGAGUUAUCAAGGAUUGACGGGGUCUUAAUAAAAAUCGAAGCACAGAGAACAGCACUUGAAGAUGCAGGUAUGAACAUGGAAGUGCUGGGUGUACUCUCUCAGACCACAAAUGCACUGCGAAUUGCAAAUCAAAAGUUUGAUCUCGAUAAGGUGGAAGAGUUAAUGGAUGAGAUUGGGGAAGGUCUCCAGUUGUCGGACGAAUUCUCAACAGCAAUAAGCCGACCUAUCGGUGACGUAGUCGAUGAGGACGAGUUGCUCGGCGAACUUGAGGAUCUCGAAAAGAAUGGUGCAGCUACCGUUGAGCUACCUGACGCGCCUGCUGGGCCAAUCACUCGAGCGCGGGCCAGUCGAGAGAAAGUUCGACGGUUGGACACCGAAAUGGAAGAGCUGGAAAAAUGGGCGGCCGCCAACUAA